This is a messenger RNA of Microstroma glucosiphilum, 1360 nucleotides long. RefSeq lists its product as hypothetical. Bases 314 to 1153 code for a protein of 279 amino acids. The transcript is spliced from 4 exons. Gene Ontology annotation, cellular component: membrane; cytoplasm. Lineage: Eukaryota; Fungi; Basidiomycota; Exobasidiomycetes; Microstromatales; Microstromataceae. The record is from RefSeq and is a predicted model, not a curated record.
GUGACCGCUGAUUGGGAAGCGACGCACAGGCCACGUGGUUUGUGUGCUUGCCCUCUCGGAUUCCGGCGCAGGCACGCGCCUUUGCCGGUUACCCCACACCACCGGGCUCCGGGGAAAAGACGGCAGCAAAGCCCAGAAGGGGAACACUCCCGCACCACACCGCACACCUUCCCACGCAACCCUCGUCUACACCCGCACCCUUCCUUUCUCCCCUUUCAUCUCAUCUCGAUUGUACCGUACUGUACCGUCUGUAGUCUAGUCCAAUUUCUCUUAUUCUACUUCACAGCAAACAUUACCAAGCAUCCCUCGAACCAUGUCAGCCGUCAAGCUCCCAACGCAAAACGCUCUCCCCGUCCCCCCUGGAGCCGGUCUCAACUCUCCUGCCUCUAGUACUCUCACUAGCAACCCUCUAUUGUCCCGCUACCUAGUAGCACUUCAAGCCAAUCCCCUCCGGACUAAGCAGAUUACCUCUGGUGUCCUAUCCGCUCUCGCUGAAGUCCUCGCGGGACACUUUGCCGGUCUACCCUCUGCUGCUGCGAACAGUAAGGAGCGUCAGCACCAGGCUGAUCAGGGUGGGAUUCUAGGUCUUACCUCUGCCCUUCUUGCUAAAGCGGGAAUCAAUGAUCGGGCAGGUAAAAUGUUCAUCUAUGGAUCAUUGGUGAGCGCACCAUUGGGACAUGUGCUCACGGGAAUGUUGCAGAGGGCAUUUGUGGGAAAGACGAGCCCGAGGGAUAAGGUGAUGCAGAUUAUCGUGAGCAGCUUGACCGUCACGGUGAUUACCAACAUUGUGUACCUCGCCUCAAUGGCCGUGGUCAACGGCGCUCGUGCUCCAGAGAAGAUCAUGGCCGUCGUCAAGGCGGGCAUCUGGAAGAUGCUCCAAAUCAGCUGGGCUACAAGUCCCCUCGCCAUCGCCUUUGCGCAGAACUACCUCCCACCUGAGCUCUGGGAGCCAUUCUUUACCGUCAUCCGCUUCUUCCUCUCAACUGCCUUUAACACAAUGGCAAAGAAGAAGCAAGUGGCACUCGCUCGCAAAGAGGCACUUCGAAGAGGUGGCAAUGGUGGAGGUACAAGUGGCAGUGCAAGUGGGAAUGGAGGGGAAAAGGAUUUGGGAGAUGCUGAUAUUAGGAGCAAGGCGGCUGGUGGAAGCCGCUAGAGUGAGCGAAUCAGGUCAGCGGAGAGGAUUGCGGAAAGUUGGGCGUAGGCGCAGGAGGGAGAGCGUCUUGUUGUGUACCGAGUCGCUUCUGGUCCUUCCGCGAAUUUGAACAGGCCUCUUCCGCCCACCUCACUGCAACAGAUGUCCACUUGAAUGAACGAAAGUAUGUUAUUCUUCUUCUACUACUGUCGCCACACCCCACCACUA